UGCAGCAAGGGAAACCUAGAAUGAUUUGCUAAGCCACAUACAGCCAAGUAUCACUGCUACACCGGGAACAGAGAAGCCACUGACAUAGAACCAGCAACCAGACCGGAUGUGAAAAUGGCUAACGAUUUCACGACACCCUUUAUAACUGAAUCACUUUUAACUGCUGCGGCAAACAGCUGUGACUUUUACGUGCACCAAAGAACAGCCAGUAUCUUAAUGCCUCUGCAUUACAGUGUCGUUUUCAUCAUUGGACUCUCGGGAAACCUACUGGCCUUGUCUGUUGUAUUUCAAAACAGAAAGAAAAUCAACUCGACCACUCUAUAUUCGACAAACCUGGUCAUCUCUGACAUACUCUUCACCACGGCCCUGCCUGCUCGGAUAGUCUACUACGCAUCAGGAUUUGACUGGCAAAUUGGCGAAGCCCUGUGUCGAAUAACUGCUCUUAUAUUCUACAUUAACACGUACGCAGGUGUAAAUUUUAUGACCUGCUUGAGCAUUGACAGGUUCUUUGCUGUCGUCCAUCCCCUGCGCUAUAACAAAAUCAAAAGAACUAAAUAUGCCAAAUGUGUCUGCCUAUUUGUCUGGGUUCUAGUAUUUAGUCAGACACUCCCGCUACUUGUGCAUUCCAUGUCAAAUCAAGAGAUUGGAAGGAUUACAUGUAUGGAAUACCCAAACUUCGAACAAAUAGACCACCUCCCCUGGAUUCUCUUGGGCGCCUGUUUAAUAGGGUACGUGAUUCCUAUUGUCAUAAUACUAAUCUGCUAUUCUCGCAUCUGUUGCAAACUCUUUCAAAGUGCCAAACAAAACCCACUCACGGAAAAAUCAGGAGUAAACAAAAAGGCGCUCAACACCAUCCUUUUAAUAAUCAUCGUGUUUGUUGUCUGUUUCACGCCUUACCACGUGGCGAUUAUUCAACACAUGAUUAAGAAGCUUCAGCUUUCAGACUAUCUUCCGUGUAGUGCUCAACAGACGUUCCAGAUUUCCCUCCACUUCACGGUAUGCCUAAUGAACUUUAAUUGCUGCAUGGACCCUUUCAUCUACUUCUUCGCAUGUAAAGGAUAUAAGAGACGGGUUAUGAAAAUACUGAAACGGCAAGUCAGUGUUUCAAUUUCAAGUGCCGUUAGAUCAGCACCUGAAGAAACCUCACGUGAAAUCGCUGAAACGCAAAUGAUGAUUCAAUCCAGGUCUUUAAAUGGAUAGUAGUAAAGGAUAAAAUUGGGGGGCUUUCUGUACAUACUAUUUAUAAGGAACUUCACAAAACUUCUUAUCACUGAACUGCCAAUGAAUGAAGCCAAUGAAAUAACAUUGUACACAGUGGGGGUUUGGAUCAGAAGAAUCCUGACUACCCCAAGGACAGAACUUUAUGUGGAAAAGGUAUUACUGAAGUACAUUUGAAAACGAGUACUCUACGAUAUGUGACUGAGAGCCUGUGUGAUCCUCUAUGUGAAAUAAAAUUGAAAAGAGUGCACGGCCGGCACAGAAGAAUUAAGUCAAUUAAAAAUAAGGAAGUUCUUGGGUUGCAGUAAAUUGAAAGUGUUUCCUAUUGAUCAUUUGGGGCUUAAUUCAGAACAUCUGGUUACGAAAGUCCGACAUGAGACUUUCGGGAAAAUAAGAUUCCAGAACUGGAUAUUAAAAUGGUGAACAAUGCCAUGUUUUGGAUCAGAGAAGCAGCAUGGCGUAGUGGACGGGUCUGUGAGUCUGAAGGUCAUGGGCUCUAAUCCCGGC
Ornithorhynchus anatinus (platypus) is the source of this 1725-nucleotide messenger RNA. RefSeq names its product G-protein coupled receptor 183-like. Lineage: Eukaryota; Metazoa; Chordata; Mammalia; Monotremata; Ornithorhynchidae. Gene Ontology annotation, biological process: G protein-coupled receptor signaling pathway. The transcript has 2 exons. Bases 115 to 1200 code for a protein of 361 amino acids. The record is from RefSeq and is a predicted model, not a curated record. Gene Ontology annotation, cellular component: membrane. Gene Ontology annotation, molecular function: G protein-coupled receptor activity; oxysterol binding.